Molecule: messenger RNA, 1375 nt
Organism: Fundulus heteroclitus (mummichog)
Lineage: Eukaryota; Metazoa; Chordata; Actinopteri; Cyprinodontiformes; Fundulidae
Product: retinol dehydrogenase 7-like
Exons: 7
Coding region: 31-1050 (339 amino acids)
Source: RefSeq, a predicted model, not a curated record
CAGAGCGGCUACUUCUGAAGAGCUGUAACCAUGGUGCCAGUCAAUGAAACAGUUCAGUGCUUUGUAGAGGUACUCCUAUCAAAUUUGGCCUCAACCUGUGUGUUGCUUCUGGCCUGCUGCGCUGCUGUCCGCUGGUACAUCCGAGAUUCCUACAAGAUCGGUGGUUUUAGUCAGAAGCACGUGUUUAUCACGGGCUGUGACAGCGGCUUUGGGAACCUCCUGGCCAGGCAGCUGGACCAGAAAGGCUUCAGGGUUAUAGGCGGCUGUCUCACGGAGAAAGGUGCUAAAGAUCUAGCAGCAGCGACGUCCCCCAGACUGAAAACCACCCUGCUGGACGUUACAGACAGCGCGAGUAUCCGGAGUGCCGUGGAGUUUGUGAGCAGAGAGGUGGAGGACCGAGGUCUCUGGGGGCUAGUGAAUAAUGCUGGCAGGUCGGUACCCAUCGGAUCGACAGAAUGGAUGCAACUGGAGGAUUUUGCAAAGGUCUUGGACGUGAACCUGAUAGGGGUUAUUGACGUGACCCUGCAGUUUCUGCCUAUCCUGAAGAAAGCCAAGGGCAGAGUGGUGAACGUGGCAAGUAUUGCGGGGAGGCUUUCCCUCACCGGAGGAGGAUACUGUCUGUCCAAAUGGGGAGUGGAAGCAUUCUCCGACAGCCUCAGGAGGGACAUGCAUCAUUUUGGCAUUAAGGUGAGCAUCAUUGAGCCGGGUUUCUUCAAGACUGGAGUGACCAAUGUGGAUCUCAUCAACGCUGAUCUGAGGCGGCUGUGGACGCGCCUUCCUCAAGAAAUUAAGGACUCAUACAAAGCUACAUACCUAGACAACUAUAUGAGGAUACAGGGCUUCUCUAUGAACAUCCUAUGCUCUCCGGAUAUCUCCAAGGUUACCUGGUGCAUGGAGCAUGCGCUCACCGCCCAGUAUCCACGCACACGUUACGGAGCCGGCUGGGACGCCAAGUUCUUCUGGAUCCCUCUGUCCUACCUCCCUUCAUUUGUGUUUGACUUUGUUGUAAACAUGUUCCUGCCCUCACUUAAAGACACAAGAAACGACUGAAUAAGCUCUUGAUCGGCUGGAUAAAGCAUUCAGCCAGUUUCGGGAUGGGGACCUGAUGAAAGUUGUCCACUGCAUGGAGCACGCCAUCGCGGCCGUCCACCCUCGCAGCCGCUACUCCCCAGGAUGGGACGCCAAGUUCUUCUGGCUGCCCAUGUCGUACAUGCCAACUUGGAUUUCAGAUCAAUUUUUCCUUAGAUACAAUCCCAGACCUAACGUUUCUAUGCUGUAGUUUCUGAAAUGUCUGUGAUUUGAGAAGCACCCUCAGCUGAUUUGAAGACCACUUUUUUGUUUUAUUUUCACAACAAUAAACGUGAUUUACCUACGA